Molecule: messenger RNA, 1090 nt
Organism: Dreissena polymorpha
Lineage: Eukaryota; Metazoa; Mollusca; Bivalvia; Myida; Dreissenidae
Product: paired box protein Pax-6-like
Exons: 6
Coding region: 11-1090 (359 amino acids)
Biological process (GO): regulation of transcription by RNA polymerase II; anatomical structure development
Molecular function (GO): RNA polymerase II cis-regulatory region sequence-specific DNA binding; DNA-binding transcription factor activity, RNA polymerase II-specific
Source: RefSeq, a predicted model, not a curated record
GGAUACAGAUAUGAGCAUUUUCCGAGAACCAGGAAUGCCUCAGCUUCAGCCGUUUUUGUAUGAUCUUCCUCGAUUUGACGUGGCGUCCACAAGACAUGUGACGUCAUCAUCUCCGUUGCAUCAUCUCCCGUAUCUAGGUUCGGGGACUCUUGUUGAAAGGUUGCUUGGUUCACUGAACUAUGACCAUCGGAUGUACGUUCGUCGUAGCGCCAUUGGUGGUAGUAAACGGAAAGUUGCUACACCUAGUGUUGUUCAGAAGAUUGAGGCGUACAAGAAUGAGAAUCCUUCAAUAUUUGCAUGGGAAAUCAGGGACAAACUGUUGUCUGACGGGCUUUGCACGGCAAACAAUGUACCAAGCGUUAGCUCCAUAAACUGGAUAUUGCGAAACAGGGCGACAGAGCGGGCAGCUCUAGAAUACACCAGGAUCGCUUCGCGGUCUUUCUUGCCUCUAUUUCCUCCAUAUUGGAACGUGAAGACGUCACGUGAUCAUGCAUGCGCGAUGUUCCAGCCAGCCUUUUCCGGUGUGACUCAAACGAUUUGUGAACAGAAGGAAAAAGAAGUGGAGGCAAUAUCAGUUGACGACGAUGACACCGUACAUGAAUGUGACGGUUUCGACAACCCCAAACUACGUCGCAACCGUACCACAUUCACUCAAGAUCAGCUGGACAUUCUAGAACGGGAAUUUGUGAAAAGCCAUUAUCCGGGGGUAAACACCCGGGAGAACCUCGCUUCAAAGACUAGCUUGUCGGAGGCACGAGUUCAGGUCUGGUUUUCAAACAGGAGAGCAAAAUGGCGACGACAGCAGCGAAUCAAUUUCCUACAGACCUCACGGGAGAUGUUAAUGCGCUACCCCGUAAUUCCUGUGGCCGAACGAGCGCAUGCCUCACACCUGGAUACCAGCGUAUGCUGGGAAAAGGGGAGCAUAUUCAGUCUCCCUCUUCCAGGCAUAGCCUCUCAUGCAUCAAGACCGCUGUGGCCCAGAAAUGGGAUCCUCCGCGAGGUGAUGGAUGGUAACUGGGCACCUUGCGGCCCCAGGCUAAACCACAAGGUCUCGGAGGAAACUAGGCCCCUAGAUACUGGACUUGCAUGA